Messenger RNA from Cannabis sativa, 1569 nucleotides. RefSeq names its product COP9 signalosome complex subunit 4. Lineage: Eukaryota; Viridiplantae; Streptophyta; Magnoliopsida; Rosales; Cannabaceae. The record is from RefSeq and is a predicted model, not a curated record. The transcript is spliced from 14 exons. Gene Ontology annotation, cellular component: COP9 signalosome; cytosol. The coding region runs from base 148 to 1341 and encodes 397 amino acids.
AUAUAUUCCAUUUCUACAACCAAACAAACAAAAGCAGUCCCAAAUUCUUUGGCUAAAUCAUUUUAAAAAAUUCAGUGGGGACUCUGGUUUCCAACACUCCUCUACUCCUUCACCAUAGCAGUCGUGGGUGUCGAUAUAUCUGUUUCCAUGGAGAGCGCCUUCGCGAACGCGUCUGCGAUAUCUGAUCAGCGGCAAAAGAUCGAGCAGUACAAGCACAUACUCUCAUCCGUAAUUUCUUCCAACGACACAACUCAGGCCAAGAAGUUUAUUGACCAUAUGUUAUCUGACGAUGUACCAUUGGUGGUUUCUCGUCAACUACUGCAGACCUUUGCGCAAGAAUUAGGGCUAUUACAGCCGGAAACCCAGAAGGAGAUUGCCCAUUAUAUCCUUGCGCAGAUUCAGCCACGGGUUGUUUCGUUUGAGGAACAAGUGCUAAUCAUACGAGAGAAACUUGCCGAACUGUAUGAAUCUAAACAGCAGUGGUCAAAGGCUGCUCAGAUGCUCAGUGGCAUUGAUCUAGAUUCUGGAAUGAGAGUGAUUGACGAUACGUUCAGGUUAUCAAAAUGUGUCCAAGUAGCUCGCCUUUAUCUUGAGGAUGAUGAUGCUGUUAACGCAGAAGCUUUUAUUAAUAAGGCUUCAUUCUUGGUUAGCAGCAGUCAGCAGGAAGUACUGAACUUACAAUAUAAGGUAUGUUAUGCAAGGAUUUUAGAUUUGAAGAGGAAGUUCUUGGAGGCAGCAUUACGUUAUUAUGACAUUUCUCAAAUUGAGAAGAGGAAAAUAGGAGAAGAAGAGAUUGACGAGGAAGCACUGGAACAAGCUCUAUCUGCUGCUGUUACAUGUACAAUUCUGGCUGCUGCAGGACCGCAACGUUCUCGUGUUCUUGCAACUUUAUACAAAGAUGAAAGGUGCGCAAAAUUAAAGAUUUAUCCAAUUCUCCAAAAGGUAUACUUGGAGAGAAUUUUAAGAAAACCAGAAAUCGAUGCAUUUGCUAAAGAAUUAAAAGCACAUCAGAAAGCUGUUCUACCUGACAACUUCACUGUCCUUGAUCGUGCUAUGAUUGAGCAUAAUUUGCUGAGUGCGAGCAAACUUUACACAAACAUAAGCUUCCAUGAGUUGGGCACCUUGCUGGGCAUUGAACCUAAUAAGGCUGAAAAAAUAGCGUCAAGAAUGAUCUAUGAGGACAGAAUGAGAGGAUCGAUUGACCAGGUGGAAGCUGUCAUACAUUUCGAGGAUGACACAGAGGAACUGCAGCGAUGGGAUCAACAGAUUGUUGGGUUAUGUCAAGCUCUCAAUGAUGUCCUGGACAGCAUGGCAAAGAAGGGAUUGCCAAUUCCUGUCUGAUCUUCUGCAUUGUAACUUGUAAGCACUUUGGGGUAAAAUGUUUGGUUGGAUCCUAAGGAAUGGAAUUGUUGGAAUAGCUUUUGUUUGGUUUCACUUUUUACAAUGGAAGCACUUUUCUUAUGGAGUUGUCCAUUUUAAAACUUGUAGAGACAUUAGAGACUUGAUCUUUAUCACAUAAAUCUCACAUUAUUAAUAUUAUUAAUGUCUUUUUUAUUUAUUUUUUUAGAA